AUGCAGAUGGAUUAUGAGAUUCUUGAAAAAAAUGAAGAAUACGAAGACGAUUCAUGUAUUAAGGUAUCAUCCCAUUUUGAACAGGCCGAUGAAUUUUUUUCCAAUUUAUCAAUUCUUUUAAAAGCUACUGCAAAGGAUGAAAAUUCAGACCAGGAUGAUGUUGAACAAGAGAGAAUUUUAAGAAAAUUAAUUGGUUUGGAACAACCAUAUCUUUUAGACCCACAUUUAGAGAAAAUGGUCAAACCAAUUAUUGAAUUGCUUCGUUCCUAUAUAAAAUCAGCUAUAGCUCAAUCAAUGAUUGUAAUUAAAUUUGGGACUACAGAUAAUCCUGAUUAUGUUCAAGUUCCUAAAAUUUUGAAAAGACUUUUUAAACUUUUAUAUUAUACCAUGAAAAUUCGUGGCUAUAAAACAAUUGUAUCAGAUUUGGAACCAACAUUUUAUUUUAUGCUAUUACAAGAUCCAAAAGAUUAUAGUGGUUGGGAAACAAGAUAUGUGUUAUUGAUAUGGCUUUCUCUCAUUUCUAUGAUUCCAUUUGAUUUAAAAACAGUUGAUAGCAGGACUAGCACAGGAAGUGAUAAGAUUCCUCUUGUUGAAAAUAUGAUAGGGUUAUCAAAAUUUUACCUUAAAGCCACUGGGAAAGAAAGAGAUGGUGCUGCAAUAUUAUUAUCAAGAUUAUUGACAAGACGCGAUAUGGCUGAAAAAUAUUUGAAUAAUUAUGUUCAAUGGGCAAGAGAUGAAGCAAGAAAUAACAAAGACGUUUUUACAAUUACAGGAAUACUUACAUCAUUAUGUGCAACCUAUAAACUUGGUCAAAGACAAUCUUUACUUCCAACAUUAGAAACUGCAUGGCCAUGUCUCUUUAUUCUUGAAGAAAAUCAAAUAUUUGCAAACAAUGCUUUAGUCAGAAAAAUGCUGGUAAAAUUGGCUCAAAGAUUUGGAUUAUGUUAUUUAAAACCUAAAAUUGCAUCUUGGAGAUAUCAACGGGGCAGCCGAUCCCUAAAAGAUAAUUUACAAACUACGUCAAAACCAAACAUUGAUCCUUCAAAUAUACAAAAAUCAUUAAAAGAAGAAGGGGAGGAAGAUGAAGAAAUUCCUGAUCAAAUUGAAGAAAUUAUUGAAAUUUUAUUGAAUGGAUUGAAACACAAGGAUACAGUUGUACGUUGGUCAGCAGCAAAAGGACUUGGCAGACUUUCACAGCGUUUACCACAGGAACUUGCAGAUGAUGUAAUUGGAUCAUUGUUUGAACUAUUUUCUGAGAAUACUUAUAAACGAAAUAACCUGUUAGAGUUGUCAGCUGUAUCUGAUUACACAUGGCAUGGAACCUGUUUGGCUGUUGCAGAAUUGGCAAGGAGAGGGCUGUUAUUACCUGAGAGAUUAAAAGAAGUCAUACCUUGGGCUAUCAAGGCACUAACAUUUGAUUUGAAACGUGGCUCACAUUCAAUUGGUGCACAUGUAAGAGAUGCUGCAUGUUACGUAUGUUGGUCCUUUGCUAGAGCCUAUGCACCUGAAGUUUUAGCACCUCAUGUACCAGAGUUGGCUAAUAGUCUUGUUGUAGCAUCAGUAUUUGAUCGUGAAGUCAAUGUAAGACGUGCAAGCAGUGCAGCUUUUCAAGAAAAUGUUGGAAGACUGGGUAUUUUCCCUCAUGGGAUAGAAAUUAUUACAACGGCAGAUUAUUUCACUGUUGGCAAUAGAGUAAAUGCAUUCUUAGAAAUCAGUGUGAAAAUUGCAAAGUUUUCUGAAUAUCGAUAUCAUUUGAUUGACCAUCUUAGUAAAGUUACAAUAUCUAAUUGGGACAAAACUAUGAGAGCAUUAUGUUCAAAAGCAUUAUACAAUUUAGCUUUUCUUGAUAUUAAUUAUAUGGUCAAUAGUGUGCUUCACUUGUUAAUACCACAAGCGUUAUCACAUGAUAUGCACACAAGACAUGGUGGAUUAUUGGCUGCUGGUGAAAUAUGUUUAGCAUGGUCAGAAAUCAAUGGAAAUGAUAGAAGUUGGGUUGAAAUACAUAAGAAAUUAAUUGAGGAAAUUUCAUAUAUAAUUAUUAAUUUACCAAAAAAUCUAUUCACUGAUUUUGGAUCAGAAAUAACAUGCCAAGCAGCAUCACAUUAUAUUUCAUGUUUGUCAAAGGCAAAUUGGCCUAUUACAAAUGAUAUAAUGGUUGUUUGGAAAGAAGUUGUAUAUGAUCUAUUAAGUAGAAAAGAUGAAUAUGGACAAGACGUGGCUGUUAAGGCAGUUAAGGAAAUAGUUAAUACUUAUGGAAUUCAAAAAGAAGAAAUUCUAUCAUAUCCUUUUAUAAGAGGAUUUUCGCUUGCCUUAGGUGUUGUUAAUUAUAACAGAAUUAGUCCAUUGUUAUUAGAAAGUGUUAUUGAUGCAUUAGUAAUCUCAGCUAGCAUACAGAAAACAAAAAUAUUGAAUGACCCUGAAACAAGAAGAAAUUCAAUUAUUUCACUAACAAAAAUUUCCACAACACUUGGGGAAUCUUUUAAAACAGUUGCUUCUGAACAUAUUUUUCAUAAAAUUGUUGAUACAUAUUUUAUGGGAUUGGAAGAUUAUAGUGCUGAUUCACGUGGUGACAUAGGGUCAUGGAUACGUGAAGCAUGCAUGAAUGGAUUUAUGGAAUUUUGUCCAUUGAUACAAAAAUUAGAUUUUAAAGGCAUGAACUGUAAACCUUGGUGGACAAAUGACUUAUCUAAAAAUGUUUUUUCAAGUUUAUUGAAACAAAGUGUUGAAAGAAUUGAUAAAAUUAGAUCUUGUGCAGGAAAAGUUUUGCUUAAUUUAUUAUAUAAAAAAAUAGUCAUUGAUGGAGAAGAAAAAUUUUUAUUUGAUGUACCAGGGAGAGAAAUAUUGCAAAAAAUUUUGCCAAGAGACAAAGAAAUUCAUUGGAUUAAACCAUCUGAGUUAUAUCCAAGAUUAAUAAAAUUAUUAAUAUUACCUGAAUAUAGAUUUGAUUUAUUAACAGGCUUAGUGAUUGCUGCAGGCGGAUUAACAGAAUCUUUGCAGGAUAGAAUUGUGAUACCUUUAUUAGAAGUUAUAGAUUUAUUAUUUGAGGCUGGUAUAUUACAAAAAAUUGAUCAAAAUAAUUUUAGAUUUUGUGGUAUGACUACAUUAAGCGGUUCAGUGAAAAAUAGAGCAUUAUUUCAAUUACUUUCACUUUUAAUCCAUCCAUUUCCAAAGAUAAGACGAUCAACAGCAGAUCAAUUAUACUUAACAAUUACUUCAGCAGCUGAAAAUGAAGAAUCUGAACAAAUGUUACAAAUUGAAGAUAUAUUAACUAAUACUGAUUGGUAUUUUAUGAUUUAA
Molecule: messenger RNA, 3297 nt
Organism: Entrophospora sp. SA101
Lineage: Eukaryota; Fungi; Glomeromycota; Glomeromycetes; Entrophosporales; Entrophosporaceae
Source: the annotation of a GenBank genome assembly